Messenger RNA from Galendromus occidentalis (western predatory mite), 5447 nucleotides. RefSeq names its product Glutamyl-prolyl-tRNA synthetase (gene GluProRS). The coding region runs from base 87 to 5432 and encodes 1781 amino acids. The transcript is spliced from 15 exons. Lineage: Eukaryota; Metazoa; Arthropoda; Arachnida; Mesostigmata; Phytoseiidae. Gene Ontology annotation, molecular function: glutamate-tRNA ligase activity; ATP binding; proline-tRNA ligase activity. Gene Ontology annotation, biological process: translation; prolyl-tRNA aminoacylation; glutamyl-tRNA aminoacylation. Gene Ontology annotation, cellular component: aminoacyl-tRNA synthetase multienzyme complex; cytoplasm. The record is from RefSeq and is a predicted model, not a curated record.
ACUGAGCCCAAUCUACACGUGCGGGUCCCUGUGGAAGUCUGUUACCAGCAAUCCUAGAUCGCUCGGGGUAGCCCAGCUUUUCCAAGAUGAAAGCCGAUAAAAUUGUCAUCAGCGAGGGAAGGAUCCCGCUCAGUGUUCUAAUCACGUUGGAGGCCGUCGCCGCUGACGUCCAGCUGGAAACGGAGUGGAUCAAAAAUGACGAUGACGUCACGUUCCGCGAGAGUUCAGGAGGGAAGCGAGUUCUCAAGGGGGAAUUCGCCUUGUGCCGCUAUCUAGCCAGAAAAGCCCCGAAACGGCAACUGUACGGCAGGGAUGCACUCGAAGAGACGCGCGUCGACUACUGGCUCGACUUCAGCUCCAUGCCUGGGCACGGCUUGGAGGAAGUUGACAGGAGCUUGGAACGGUCCAAUUUCUUGGCGUCCCAUUCGCACGCUACUAUAGCUGACUUCGUUAUGUACGGAUAUGUGAAGUCCAGAAACGCGAGAGGGAUUUCUAUCGGCGUCAACACGAAGAGAUGGCUGCAACAGCUGGAGGCAGAUGCGUCUCUCCUAAGCGCUGUGCGGAAAGUACAGAAGAUCAAAGCGGAUUUCACUUUUGGAGAUAUUGGCGAAUCGAACGGGACACCCCCGAGCGCUAACCAGGAUCAAGGGAAAUUCGUCGAUCUGCCCGGUGCCAAAAUGGGUGAGGUUGUCGUGAGGUUCCCGCCUGAAGCUUCCGGAUACCUCCACAUAGGUCAUGCGAAAGCCGCUCUGCUGAAUCAGUACUACCAGCUUGCCUUCAAAGGUAAACUCAUUUUGCGAUUUGACGACACCAAUCCCGACAAGGAGAAAGAAGACUUCGAGCAUGUCAUUCUGGAGGACGUCGCCCUACUCGGUCUGAAACCCGACCUUUUCACAUUCACAUCGGAUCAUUUCCCGGCGAUCCAGAAGUACUGCGUCCAGUUGCUGAAACAGGGCGACGCGUACGUCGAUGACACAGAUCCCGAAACGAUGAAAAAAGAACGAGAAAUUCGUCAGAACUCCAAGAACAGAGAUAACUCUAUCGAGCAGAACUUGAAAUUGUGGGAGGAAAUGCUCAAGGGCACAAGCCAUGGCCUCAUCUGCUGCGUCAGGGCCAAGAUCGACAUGAAUUCAAACAAUGGCUGCAUGCGAGACCCUACCAUCUACAGAUGUAAGGCGGCCGUCCAUCCUCGUCAGGGUGACAAAUAUAAGGCCUAUCCAACCUACGACUUCGCGUGCCCCAUCGUGGAUUCCCUGGAAAAUGUCACCCACGCGCUGAGGACGACCGAGUACCACGACCGCGACGAGCAAUAUUUCUGGGUUCUCGAGAAGCUCGGAAUGAGGAAACCGCAUAUCUACGAGUACUCCCGACUGAACUUGACAAACACGGUGCUGUCGAAAAGGAAACUCACUUAUCUGGUCAAUGAGGGCUACGUCAAUGGCUGGGACGAUGCCAGAAUGCCCACAGUACGGGGAAUCCUGCGUCGCGGUUUGACGGUCGAAGGCCUCAAGGAAUUCAUCAUCGCACAGGGCUCAUCGAAAUCGGUUGUCACGAUGGAAUGGGAUAAAUUAUGGGCUUUCAACAAGAAACGGAUCGAAACCAGUGCGAAACGCUUCUUCGCCGUCAACGCGAACAACGCGUUCGAAGUUGAGGUGCGCGGUCUCAAGAGAUCGACAACCAACGCUCCAUGGCAUCCCAAAGAUUCUUUCAUGGGAUCCCGCAAGGUCGCUGUGGAUUCCUUGCUGAUCAUAGACCACGCGGACGGACUGCGAAUGAAACCCGGAGAUACUGUCACUUUCAUGAACAUUGGAAACGUAAAAAUAGACUUUCGUGAGGAUUUUCGUCUUGAGAAAUCGAUUCUGCCUCGCCAGAUCGCAGCGACGGCCGACUUGGAGAAUAGAGACUACAAAAAGACGUUGAAAGUCAGUUGGAUUGCUAAGAACGCUCCGCAAGUCCCGUUCACCGCGAAUUUCGUCGACAAUGUCAUCUCAAAAAAAGUCUUGGCACCCGACGACGACUUCAAGAAUUUCAUACGCAAGGUUUCGUUCGUGGACGUUCAAAUGAUAGGGGAAUCGAGUUUGGCUGGCGUGAAGAAAGGGGAUAUCAUUCAAAUCCAACGCAAAGGUUUCUUCAUCUGCGAAUCGGAGCCAGACACCCGGCUCUCGGGCAAUACAGCGACUCCACCGACGAUGAGCUUCAAUUACAUACCCGACGGGAGUACCAAUCUCACUUCGCUCCCGUUCGCUGCGCGAGAGCUCUUCGAGGGUAAGCUCGAAACGCUCACGGAUUCGAAGUCUGUUCUCGAAAGUCUAUCGAACAACGAGGGACUCAUCAAUCAUUGGGAAGUCAUCAAGGAGGAGGCAGAUCGGAUUGCCAAACUACGCACUCAGAAAUGUGCCUCCAGCGAUCUCAAGGCUCUAGAGGACAAUCUCGAGCAAUUGAAGACCGAGUACAGCACCUGCUACGAAAAGGAUUGGUCUCCGAUCAAUCCCAUACACGAUAGUGGGAAGAGCGCCCCGACAGGGGGACCGGCAAAAGUGGAUGCGAAUCUUCUGUGGGGGAAAAUCCAGUCCCAGGGGGACAAGAUCCGGAAAUUGAAGGCUGCGAAGACCCCAAAAGAAGACAUCGAUGCAGAAGUUCAAGUCCUACUGCGUUUGAAGGAGGCUUACAAGAAGCACGCAGGAGCCGAUUGGGAUCCCAAGAAAGCUCCAGAAUCGGUAACUGCAGCAACCGCUUCGGAGAGCAACGCGCCGGACGGUCUGUGGGAGAAGGUUCAAAUCCAGGGCGACACGGUCAGGAAACUGAAAGCCGGUAAGGCUCCGAAAGAUGAAGUGACCGCGGCCGUCCAAGUCCUGCUGUCGUUGAAAAACGAGUACAAGAAAGUCACGGGACAGGAUUGGGAUCCCAAUUCCAGACCGGCAUCGAAAGCGGGUCCUCCAUCGGCUGUCGUUGGGACAACGGAUCCGGUAGCUGCCUGGGAGAGAGUUCAGGCUCAGGGGGACAAGGUCAGGAAAUUGAAAUCUGAUAAAGCACCCAAGGACGAAGUCGCCGCUGCAGUUCAAGUCCUUUUGUCGCUGAAGAAUGAUUACAAGCAAACUACGGGGCGAGACUGGGAGGCCCAAUCGAAACCUUCAGCGGAUCUAUCCGCUCCCGCUCCCAAGGCUGCCGCAGGGAAAACCGAUCCGAUAGCUACAUGGGAGAAGGUUCAGGCGCAGGGAGACAAGGUCAGGAAGUUGAAGGCUGACAAAGCUCCAAAGGAGGAAGUCAUGGCGGCCGUUCAGGUUCUGCAGUCGCUAAAGAGCGAGUACAAGCAGGUUGCGGGUCACGAUUACGACCCGAAUGCGAAACCCUCACCGAGCGCCGCGAACCCCGCCGCCGCAUCUCUCGCCGUCGCAUCCUUGGAGCAGUCCGGCCACGCCGCAUUAUGGGAGGAGGUUCAGACGCAAGGCGAUAAGGUGAGGAAGCUGAAAGCCGAAAAAGCGCCGAAGGAUCAUGUAACCUCAGCCGUCCAAGUUCUCCUGUCCCUGAAAGCGAAGUACAAAGAAGCCAGCGGUCAGGAUUGGGACCCCAAGGCUAAGCCGACGCAGGGAAGUCAUCCAAAACAGACGAAAACUUCUGACAGUGCUGCAACUUCGGCGCCCGUACCUCCACAGUCGCUACAGGGUCGGCAAUCACUCGCAAUGGACGGAGACAGCAUCGAUGCUCAAAUCAGGAGUGUCGGAGACAAGAUCCGUGCCAUGAAACUCAACAAGGCUCCGAAGGCCGAUGUGGAGAGUGAAGUUCAUACUCUGAAGGAACUGAAAACGAAGUACAAAGAGACCACUGGCACGGAUUGGGUUCCCGCAGGCGGCGCCGCCCCCAGAUCUCAAACCAAGUCGGCGCCGAAGGCGAAGAAAGCCCCAGCUCCCGCGCCGACUGAAGAUGGCAAGAAGCAAACCAGACUGUGUUUGGAAGCAAAAAAAGAAGAGAACCUGCCUGAUUGGUAUUCACAGGUGAUCACCAAAUCCGAGAUGAUAGAGUAUUACGACGUGUCUGGAUGUUACAUAUUGAGACCGUGGGCCUUCGGAAUCUGGGAUAGAAUCCACGCAUUCUUCGACGAGAAAAUCAAGAGUCUGGGUGUCGAAAACUGCUAUUUCCCCAUGUUCGUCUCGAACCAGGCCCUUGAACGAGAAAAAGCGCACAUCGCUGACUUCGCCCCGGAGGUUGCCUGGGUCACGAAGUCCGGCUCGACAGAUCUCGCCGAACCCAUCGCUAUCAGACCUACUUCGGAAACCGUCAUGUAUCCUGCGUAUGCGAAGUGGAUCAAAUCCCACCGAGAUCUUCCUCUGAAAUUGAAUCAGUGGUGCAAUGUCGUCCGCUGGGAGUUCAAGCAUCCGCAACCGUUUUUGCGAACUCGUGAGUUCUUGUGGCAGGAAGGCCAUUCGGCGUUCGAUAACCCCGAAGACGCCAUCGAAGAAGUUCACCAGAUUCUAGAGUUCUACGCUGAUGUAUACGAGAAACUAUUGGCGGUUCCCGUGAUCCGCGGCAAGAAAACCGAGAAAGAGAAGUUUGCUGGAGGACAUUUCACGACGACUAUCGAAGCCUACAUUCCGGCUAGCGGUCGCGGGAUCCAAGCCGCGACUUCUCAUCACCUCGGUCAGAAUUUUUCCAAGAUGUUCGAAAUCGUAUACGAAGAUCCCAAAACAAACAAGAAGGAGUACGCCUAUCAGAAUUCGUGGGGACUCACAACCCGCUCGAUUGGUGUGAUGGUCAUGGUUCACGGGGACAACCAGGGUCUCGUAGUGCCUCCUCAGGUCGCUCACUAUCAAGUAGUAAUAAUACCGUGCGGACUCACCGUCAAUCUCAAAGAGGAAGACAAACAGGCCGUUCUUGACAGAUGUAAGGAGCUAUGUAAGACGUUCAGAGAGCUCAAACUGCGGGUCCACAUCGACAGCCGGGACAAUUAUUCUCCCGGAUGGAAGUUCAAUCAUUGGGAACUGAAAGGAGUACCGGUGAGGGUUGAAGUCGGUCCAAAGGACGUGACCAGCAAUCAAUUCGUCGCUGUCCGCCGGGACCUGAUGAGCAAGGCAACCUUCAAUUCCGCUGAUCAGGUCGUUGCGCUUCUGGACACCAUUCAGAACGAUAUGUUCGAGAGGGCGAGCAAGCAAAUGAGCGAAAAUGUGAAAAUUGUCGAGAAUUUCGCGGAUUUCCUUAAAUUCCUAGAAGCUAAGUGUAUGUUGAUGGCGCCAUUCUGUGGCGAUACCGAAUGCGAAGACGAGAUAAAGAAGAACUCCACGAGGGAAGAAGCCGAACCUGGUUCGCCGGCCAUGGGAGCGAAAAGCCUGUGCAUUCCCUUCAAGCAGCCCAAGACCAUAAGCGACACGUCGAGGUGCAUCAAUACCGCCUGCAGUCGGAAACCGCAGUUCUAUACUCUGUUUGGCAGAAGUUAUUGAUGGCUUAUCAUCACU